GAGUUAUUCUUGCCACCAAAAAAUGAAAGAAGGAACCAAUUUCUCAGAGCACGUGGAGGAGGUCAAGCAGCAGUACCUGGAAGAGUUUGACCCGAGGCAAUACCAUCGGACUUUUUACUCCUCCUUGGACGAUGAGGUCAAAUUCUUCCUCCGACGCUACCAAGAGGCCUUCACGAACGACCCAUUGCUCUCCGCCCGAUGCCGAAGCCGUCGCCGAGUGCUAGAAUUCGGAUGCGGCCCUGUCCCCGUGUAUGCUGCCUCGGCCGCCUACUUCACCGAAUCCAUCACUCUGGGCGAGAUCACACCCGCCAACAGAUCGGAAAUCGAGUCAUGGAUGGACCGUAGACCCGAAUCACUGGACUGGACGCCGUUCUUCAGCUACCUCGCAAGCCUGGGAGGCGGAAGAAAAGCAGAGGAAAUAGCCGAGCGUCUGCGGGAGGUCUUCCAAGUCGUCAUUCCCUGCGACGGAGCCCUGGAGGAGCCUCUCGCACCGAUCCGCCAGAGGUAUGACGUGAUCAUGACGACUCUUUGCCUGGAGUUCGCGACCACGACCAAAGACGACCAUCGAACUAUGCUCGGCCGCGUCGUCAGCCUUCUGAGGCCCGGCGGUGUGCUGCUCAUGGCGGGCGCCCUCGGCAACACCUCCUACGCCGUGGGAUCGACUCGCUACCCCUCCGUCAGUCUACAGAAGGAGGACCUUGAGGAGGCCGUCGCUUCGGUGGGCCUGAGUGUGACCUCCAUGACGACCCUCGAGCGACUGACGUCCUCGAAGGAGAAGCCAGCGGACCACCUCGGCGUCUUCUUCCUCGUGGCGGAGAACCGGGAGGAACCGGGGGUCUAGUGGGAUUGGAUUCUUGGCAAAACGGUAGUUGAUAUGUUAUUAAGGCGGGAUAAGUGAACGAAAACGUA
Penaeus vannamei (Pacific white shrimp) is the source of this 909-nucleotide messenger RNA. The record is from RefSeq and is a predicted model, not a curated record. NCBI's taxonomy places the organism in Eukaryota, Metazoa, Arthropoda, Malacostraca, Decapoda, Penaeidae.